Sphenostylis stenocarpa is the source of this 465-nucleotide messenger RNA. NCBI's taxonomy places the organism in Eukaryota, Viridiplantae, Streptophyta, Magnoliopsida, Fabales, Fabaceae. The record is from the annotation of a GenBank genome assembly.
AUGGCUAAGAUGACGUACCAUCCAUGUUUCCUUCCUGAUACAACAAGUAUCAUUGAGCAGAUACUUCAACCUUCAUUUACUAGAAAGAUCAUGGCAAGAAUUCAGGAGGGAUGUGCAGUGAAAAUUGACUUUGGCACAUCUUGCCCAGGGCAGGAGAAACACCUUUGUGCAGAGGAAUUAUCAUCUACGGUCGUCACAAAGAUGCGGGAGAUUGCAGAGGCAUAUCGAAAACAGCAAAGAAUGCAGCAGUCAGCUUAUUUCAAUGAUUCUCAGCAUAAAGCCACAGUAGAUGAAGCUCAAAGCUUUGCUAACAAGAAAAAGGAGGAUUUCAGUUCUGCAAUAAGUAGGGCCACGCAUUUGCUUGAUGGUAAUAACCAGAAAGAUGAUAUAGUUGUGUUUCAGGAUUAUCUAGAAGAGCUUGUGAGCAUUAUGAAUGGCAUCAAGGCCAUGGACGAAAUUGGUUAG